AACUGGAUAUGAGAAAACAAAUAGAAAGUCUAUUUGAUAAGAUGAGGCAACCUUUUAUGUCUUUACGCGUCAUCAUCAUCCUUACAUUGAGAUUUCUCUGCUUUUCCUAAUCAUUACUCCUUAAUCUAUUUUUUCCUCCCUCUCUCUCUCUCUAUCCAGAUCUCAAGUCAAUUCUCCCAGAGCCUAUCUUCUCAAUUUGAUCUUUAUUGUUCAUUCUUGGAUCUGUCGCAGCAGCCUCAAGAGGAUUCAUUCACGAAACCUCAGAUAGAUCUUCGGUACCAUUUGGCUAAUAUGUGAAACAUAUUUACCAUAUAAUUUGAUAUUGUUUGUAUGUAAAAGUAUAUUUAGGGGAUUGAAGAGAAGCGAUCAUGUCCUUUAGAUCACAUUCUACAGGGAGCAGUCAAUUUGCAGAGAAGAUAACCGAUGAUCCGGUAACGUAUAAGACCGCACAAAGCACCGUGACAUGCAUGUAUCAGACGCAUAUAUCUGGAUUUUGGAGGAAUGUGACGGUUCUAUGGUCCAAGAAUCUCAUGAACCAUUCUCUAACGGUCAUGGUCACAAGCGUGGAAGGCGAUAUGAAUUAUUGCUGCAAGGUUGACCUUAAGCCGUGGCAUUUCUGGAACAAGAAAGGGUACAAGUCUUUUGAGGUCGAAGGAAACCCUGUAGAGGUGUAUUGGGAUUUCAGGUCUGCGAAAUUCACGAGCAGCCCCGAGCCUAGCUCCGACUUCUACGUGGCUCUAGUCGCGGAGGAAGAGGUGGUUUUGUUGGUGGGUGAUUACAAGAAGAAGGCUUUCAAGAGAACAAAAUCGAGACCCGCUUUGGUCGAGGCUGCCUUGUUUUACAAGAAAGAAAACGUGUUUGGGAAGAAGAGUUUCGCUACGAGGGCUAAGUUUUACGACAGGAAAAAAGAGCACGAGAUCAACGUGGAGAGCUCUAUCUCCGGGACCAAAGAGCCAGAGAUGUGGAUAAGUAUCGACGGGAUUGUGUUGGUACAGGUCAAGAAUCUGCAGUGGAAAUUCAGAGGGAACCAGACCGUGUUGGUAGAUAAACAACCUGUUCAAGUCUUUUGGGAUGUGUAUGAUUGGUUGUUCAGUGCGCCGGGGACAGGACAUGGUCUGUUUAUAUUCAAACCAGGGACCGCAGAAGACAGCGACAUGGAAGGAAGUGGUCAUGGUGGUGGUGAGAGUGAUACGAGCACAGGGAGCAGGUACCAUUCGACCAAGAGUGGCUCUUGGCCGCCUGAGUUUUGCCUCUUUCUUUAUGCUUGGAAACUUGAAUAGUAGUCUAUCAAAACGAGAAGCUUUUGUCAAGAAAAUGUAAUAUACGGGUUUGAUUGAUCUCAAAUGGUAUCAUUAUCGCAAAUCUUUAGGGUACGAUAUACAAAUCGUAGUCAAGCUUUGGUCUAUUCAUCUAUUGUUGUUUCUUGUGGCUGUAAAUCAUUCUUACUCUUUCGUUUGUUAUUGACAAGUUGACAACAUCACAA
Molecule: messenger RNA, 1483 nt
Organism: Raphanus sativus (radish)
Lineage: Eukaryota; Viridiplantae; Streptophyta; Magnoliopsida; Brassicales; Brassicaceae
Exons: 1
Coding region: 369-1280 (303 amino acids)
Source: RefSeq, a predicted model, not a curated record